Molecule: messenger RNA, 1640 nt
Organism: Patiria miniata (bat star)
Lineage: Eukaryota; Metazoa; Echinodermata; Asteroidea; Valvatida; Asterinidae
Exons: 3
Coding region: 527-901 (124 amino acids)
Source: RefSeq, a predicted model, not a curated record
AUUUUGCAGACUUCACCUAUUGGGUGGGUGGGUGAGUGGGCUACCUUUGGUGGUGCGCACUGAUCCGGUAGGAGGGGAACGUCCUGUUGCCGCCUACCCAGUUAGCGCGCGGUAUCGAAAGAGGGCGCCCUCGCAUUACAUUACCGUCAAAAUGGACUUGCCGUCUGUGCGGCUGCAAUGUGAUUUUAGUAAUUUUGAGAAUAGCAAAGCCAUCGAAUGUGGUGUAAAUCCCUCUUAUCUGCGCGAACUAAAUACAGUGCAACUUAAUCGAUGCACAAAGGACAUACGGAGCCAUUUGCAGAAAAGUUGCUGCAUAUGAUGUGAAUGUCGAGUGGAAACUGAUCCUCCUGCGAUGUGGUUUGUUCGACGUCGAUGCAUACACUGAGUGAUAAGACAAUAUGUCCAGCGCAAUCCGCAUAGAUACAAGUUAGGGUUGAGUUGGACAUCAUCAAGGAAAUGUUGUCAUCUACUCCAUAAAGUGAAAGGCAAACCAUUCCGUGGUGGGAAUAAAGCAACUAGCCGUGAGAUGUUUGAUCGAUGGGGUAUCCUGAUCACAGUUGGAACAGGUAUCUGUAGAGGUUGUCUAUCUAAGCACAAACAAGCAGUUACGCACCAGACAGCGGAACAAUUACCACCUAGCGAUGUGCUCUCUAAGGAACAAGAAAAGCAGCAGUGUACAAUCAGUGAUUUCACAUCGCCGGCUGGUGUACCAUCUCUCCAACCCACCGACACAGAAUGCACUUCAGUUCAUGAGCAUACAUCUGAGUCCUCAUCAACUGAUGGAGAUAUUACACAGGAUGUAGGUGCACUUGACUCUUCUUGGGCUCCAGCCCCCGACCAAAAAUGUGGAGCUGCAACCCCUGAACACUUUCCUUACUCAGGGUGGAAUGUCUGCUGUUGAUGGGCAGCUUCGUCUGUCAUUAGAAGAAGCAUCUGAUAACACCAUCCGUUAUUAUAGAAGGAAGGCAAAGGAAGCCUUUGGUUAAUUCUUCAUUGUUUAGCACCGGGUCAAGAAGAUGGGCUCAUGAAGAAUUGAAGAUUACAAUCGGUGAAACAACUGCUGAAUCAUCACAAAGUAGUCAAGAUUUUGAUAGUAGUACCCGGUGUUUUUUUUUAUUGCAUCCUUUUUUACCAACAUUUUUGCAUUAGUGGUUCCAUGUUCUCUUCCUUUACGUAUUUUGUGUUUAAACAAAGGGUUAUCAUGGCUUGUUAUUGGAAGACGGUGACUGUUCUUGUUUUUUAAUGUUAAUUUAAGAAGGAAAACGAUUUUCUUGAUUUAUAUUCAAUUGUUUUUUUCGAGUUUGAUCGUUAGGUUGUUCCAUGUGUCAUUCUAUUUUGAUACUGUGUUGGUUCAGUUUUCUUCUUUCAACUUCCAUUUAAGUUUAAAGUUCAAUUUAGUUUUGUACAGUUGACUCUCGUUAUAGCAAGGUCGGUGAGACCGCCCAAACUACCUCUUUAAACAGAAAUGUUGCUUUAAAAGGACAGCGAAACAAAGAGACACAAAGAGAACUAGAGAUUUGAGACCUCAGAAUUUGCUCUUUAUAAGCAGACGUCGACUGUAGUACUACCAUUUUACUUAUUUGGUUGUGUGGAUAACAGGUUUAAGGUUUGGGAAAAAGUAAAUUUGGAUCCUUUUUGAU